AUGGCUUCUAUGCUUUUUAGCGGGAGUGGUGCAACUGGCUUGGAGCCAGCCGCCAAGGACACCAUCACCAUUGCUCAUCCUCUGAAGACUAUGAAAAUCAACACAGCGGCUAUCAAGGCCAAAUACGAAGAAGAGCGAGCCAAACGAAACAUUAUUGGGGUGUCGCAGUUCAAGCACGCUCAAGGCUCCAACGCGCGCUUCAAAAGCGAUGUACUGAAGCCAACAGCAAGGCGAGAUCCCGUCACCCUCAAGACAAGCACUUUGAUUUGUGGUGCUGGCUUUGCCGGUCUUGUAACGUCCGUAAAUCUCAAGCAAACACACGGCAUUGAUGACUUUGUCAUCAUCGACAAGGCAGGGGGCUUCGGAGGGACGUGGUACUGGAAUCAAUAUCCAGGGGUUGCCUGCGACGUCGAAUCAUACCUUUACAUGCCAUUUCUUGAAGAGACUGGAUAUACACCCAAACAGCGAUUCUCGUAUGGACCUGAGAUUCGAGAGCAAGUUGGAAGAAUCGUGAAAAAGUGGGAUCUAGAGCCACAUGCUUAUUUCCAUACUGAAAUUACUGCCAUGGACUGGGACGCAUCCAUCAAGCGCUGGCAUGUCUACACAAACCAACAAGACCAUUUUAUUGCGCAGUUCGUUGUGUUGGCUACCGGAACCUUCCACGAAAUGAAACUCCCUGGUCUCCCAGGGCUCGAGACUUUUCAGAAUCCUCACUUUCAUAGCAGCCGGUGGGAUUACAACAUUACGGGAGGUUCCCCUACAGAUUGGAAUCUGGACAAGCUAGCCGACAAGACAGUCGGCAUUAUCGGGACGGGAGCAUCAGCGGUUCAACUCGUACCCCAGCUGGCCAAGAAUGCCAAAAAGCUGUACGUGUUUCAAAGAACACCGUCCUCCAUUACGUGGCGAGAAAACACAGCCACAAGCGAUGACCCCGAAAUCUCUGCUUUAGUCCAACAAAAAGGCUGGCAACGGGCCCGAAUGGAUGAGUUUGCCAACAUCCUACAAGGUGCCAUCACGGAUCAUGACUGUUCAGCACUGGAAGGUUUAGAAGCGCUCACGGUUCGAGCGCUAGUCAGGGAAGCCCAAGAGGCGGGCGCAACAAUGCGACCAGAAGAAAUUCCCGAGCUGCUGCAGAUGGCCGACUUCAGACUUAUGGAGACCAUCAGAAAGAAGAUCGAAAACACAGUUCAGGAUCGGGCGACGGCUGAAUCUCUGAAGCCGUGGUACCCGUUCAUGUGCAAGCGACCAACAUUCAACAAUGACUACCUUGCAGCGUUCAACAACCCCAACGUAGAGCUGGUCGAUACAGGUGGCCAAGGCGUGGAGCGAUUGACAUCUACGGCGGUUGUGGCCAAUGGCCGUGAGUACCCCGUCGAUAUUCUCGUAUACUCAACGGGGUUUGACUACGAGACCGAUGCCGACUUCUACCACCGAACGGGCAUCCGCCUUGUGGGGAGAUCCGGCCGUACCAUAGAUGAAGCGGCGGCUGACCGCCGCGGGCCCGCUACUCUUUUCGGUAUCCACUUCCGCGAGUUUCCAAAUCUGUUCAAUAUUGGACCCGCUCAGUCAGGUGUCACUGCUAACUGGACGCACACGACUUACGUAGCUGGUGAGCAUAUUGCAGCUGUCAUUGCGGACUUGCGCCGCGGGAAAAAGCUGGGUGAGAGUGACUGUGUGGAGGCCAUAGAACCCACUGAAGAGGCUGUAGAGAGCUGGGGUAAGCAGGUUGACGAGGGGCAUGAGAUGCGAUUGCAGUUCAAUUCGAGUUGCCCCCCGGGUUAUUACAACAAGCAAGGCCAGCCUGAAGAUAUUUCUUCGCGCAUGGCCUAUUAUCCGAAAGGUAUCAUAGAGUGGCAGAAAGUGAUGAGAGAAUGGAGAGAGGAGGGUGACUUGAAAGGCAUGUCAAAGACAUAG
Messenger RNA from Colletotrichum truncatum, 1914 nucleotides. RefSeq names its product cyclohexanone monooxygenase. The record is from RefSeq and is a predicted model, not a curated record. Lineage: Eukaryota; Fungi; Ascomycota; Sordariomycetes; Glomerellales; Glomerellaceae.